Molecule: messenger RNA, 6913 nt
Organism: Cyprinodon variegatus (sheepshead minnow)
Lineage: Eukaryota; Metazoa; Chordata; Actinopteri; Cyprinodontiformes; Cyprinodontidae
Gene: ptprz1a
Product: protein tyrosine phosphatase, receptor type Z1
Exons: 29
Coding region: 135-5576 (1813 amino acids)
Biological process (GO): protein dephosphorylation
Molecular function (GO): protein binding; protein tyrosine phosphatase activity
Source: RefSeq, a predicted model, not a curated record
ACACACACACGCAGCCAAACAAGGAGCCGUAGUAGGAUGAGCAUGGAGGAGCAGUGAGGAGCUGGGACGGACCGGGACCUGUUCCCCACUUCAUCUGAAUUACUUCUCCGAGCUACGCGCGCGCUUCCCGCAACAUGGAGACUAAAGGCUGCGGGCUGCUUCUGGCUGCGCACUUUAUCCUCAUCUGCCACCAAGCUGGAGGAUAUACAUACAGAAAUCAGCGCAAGUUCUCUGAAGACAUUGACUGGUCAUAUGCGGGAACCCUUAAUCAGAAAAACUGGGCCAAGAAGUUCCCGUUAUGCAGCAGCGCUAAGCAGUCUCCCAUCAACAUCAACGAGAACCUGGCUCCAGUUAAGCUUCAGUACCAGAAACUUCGAUUUUAUGGGUGGGAGACCCCGACGCCUGAAGGCACCACCAUCAAGAACGAUGGCAAGACAGUGGCCGUCAAUCUGGAUGGAGAGUUCUAUGUCAGUGGAGGAGGUCUGAGGUCAAAGUUCAAAGUGGGUCGCAUCACCUUCCACUGGGGGCGCUGCAAUGCCUCUUCAGAGGGUUCAGAGCACAGCCUGCAAGGCAUCAAAUCUCCUUUAGAGAUGCAGAUCUACUGUUAUGAACCGCAUCACUUUGACUCUUUAGAGGAAGCCAUCCGGGACAGAGGCAGGAUCACAGCUCUAGCUGUGCUGUUUGAGACAAGCGGUGAAGAGAACAUGAACUACGCUCCCAUCAUCGAUGGCAUCAACAGUGUGAGCAGAUAUGGAAAGAGUGCAGAGGUAUCGCCGUUUACCCUGCAAGGUCUCCUGCCCAACUCCACCGAGAAAUACUUCAUCUACAACGGAUCCCUGACCACCCCCCCAUGCAGCGAGACUGUGGAGUGGAUCCUAUUUAAGAACAAGGUGGCCAUUUCUGAGGAGCAGCUGGAGAUGUUCUGUGAAGUGAUGACGAUGCAACAGGCUGGAUAUGUUAUGCUGAUGGACUACCUGCAGAACAACUACAGGGAUCAGCAGGAGCAGUUCACGGGUCAGGUGUUCUCCUCCUACACCGGCAUCGAGGAGGUCCAAACGCCAGUGUGCAGCUCAGAGCCUGAGAGCAUCCAGGCAGCUCCCCAUAACCUCAGCAGUAUGCUGGUGGUAUGGGAGCGUCCCCGGGCAGUGCACGACACCAACAUCGAGAGAUACUCCAUCACCUACCGGCUGGCCAAUGCAAAAGAGUCUGCCUUCUCCGAAUACCUGACCGACGGAUACCAGGAUACGGGGGCAAUACUUGAUGACCUAUUGCCCAACAACACCUACGAGAUCCGUGUGGUGGCCAUCUGCUCCAAUGGCCUGCGUGGACGCGUGAGUGACUCGCUGACAGUUGUCAUGCCCAUCGACGACCCCGAAGACGCUCUGGAUCCAGGUUCUGAAGAAACUGACUUUGAGGACUAUAAUGAGCCUGACUUCUCCUGGAAUGAGGUGGACCCAACUGAGAACAACUAUUUGGACCGGGUUCUUUCAAACUCACCCAGGACUACAACAUCAGCACCACCUUUGUUUCUCCUGCCUGGAAGUCGAACUCCGACAGGAAAGUCCAGUGAGGGAGCCACCAUUGAACCGGCUGUGAUUGCGAGCCAGUCUGCUGAUGUUUUAAGGCCUUCGGAGGAGAUGGAGAAGCACAGUACUUCCUUACAACCACCAGAUGAUGCCAGAGAGGGUCCGGGUGUUGGAAGCAACAGUCUCUUCUAUUACGUAACAGAAGAUCCACUCACUUCAAGUCCUACCCCUCUGCCCCUCCCCUAUACAGACACAGAUGGAGGCCUUGAUGGUGAAAGCUCAUCUGAAAAAGGAAGAAGCGGUUUAAGCACCUACCCUGUAGCCCCUGACAUGCAGGUAGAAGCUACCAAGGCUGUUUCUCAGCAUCCAGCCACAGUGUCCCCUACUGACCAAGACAAUGGUGGAACAUCACCGUCCGCCUUCAUGCCAGCAGAGACCCAAGCCGUAAACCCGGACAGCACCAGAGAUUCUCUUCAGGUGGAGAUAUCGGCCUCCACAGAAGUUGUCCACCAUCGAGCCACAAGCUCCAGCCUUCCUCCUUUUUCCUCCACAGCUCCCUCUGUCAUGCUGAGUGGCAUUGUGGUGGAAGCCACGCAGUCGCUGUCAAACGGUGAGAGCAGCUCUGUCUUCCCCUCCUCCUCCCCUCUGUGUGACUCCUUGGACCCGAGCGCAGCUCCUUCUGCUCGCUUGCAUGACUCCUCCUUCCUGUGGCCUGUGUUGUCAACCAGUAAUCCAGACUCCCAGCAUGCUGCCACUGGGUCUCUGUCUAGCAAAGAACUGGCUCCUACUUCUACCCCCCUCCUCCUGUCUUCCACCCUGCCUCACCUCCCUCACCCCUCAGCCUCCCUGCCUGGUCCCACGGUGAACUCUUUGUCCUCUGACCUUGGGUUUGGGGGUAGAGAUAAUGAUGUUUUGUUGUCUGGGUCUUCAGGUGAUUUCUCUGUACUCGGUAAAACCCCUCCACUCGAAACAGUUUGGGACUUGGCACACUCCAGUGUCUCAGCUGAACUGUCCGACUCGAUGGAUGUUUCCUCCUCAAUGCUCUCUCUUUCUUUCAGCCCUUCCUUGCAGCCUUCAGUUCUGUUUUCUAGGGAUUUCACUUAUUCUGUUGCUAUUCUGGGCUCGUCCGAACCGAAAACAACCGGCUUCCAGGACUCCAGGUUUGCAAAAGGCAGCAUGACUGAGUCUGUAGUUCCUGAGUUCAGUGGUGAUGGGUUCCUCCUAGCAAGCGACAUGGACAUGGUGUGUGGCUGUUCUCUUGAGACGUCGGUACCUUCAUCCUGGUUGCAUACCUCUGCACAUGCACCACUGCCAGCAUCAGCCAAGAGCUCUGCCGGUUUGGGAUUUUAUUCCAGCUUGGUUCUGCUUCCAUCUUCUAGUGUUGAAGUAGAAACCUUUCCAACAUCACUAGAAGGUGUGGGCUUUCCUGGCCUGUCUUUGGACCACUCUCUGCCGUCACAUAGUGCCAGCUCACUAUUACUGUCCUCUCCUCAGCUUCUCCAGCCCACCCAUAGUCACCAUCGUCUUUCUGUUACAGCCACAUUUUCUGCUGCUACGGAUUCUGAUCUGUCAGCACCAGAGAGCAGCACCCCCUCUCAAACCUCUGCUCUCUACUUCCCAACAAACACCUCUCCGUUUACCCAGACUCCAGAGGAGCAGGUGUCUGACUUUAGCAGCAGCACCUCCGGCUCGGCUUUCCUCCCUGACUCCCAGGAAGGAGUAGACCAGGAGUGGGAAAAGGGUCAAACAUCAGCCUCCGGCGUCAGCCCCCUCCCUCAUUUAACCAAAGUGGUGAGCUCUCUCCCUCCCUUCAUGACCCUGGAAUCGGGUCAGAAUCCAGAUGAUGUGGAAGAACACUCCUCAGCCUUUUAUUUUGAAAGCGGCAGCGCCAUUGAUCCAGAAGUGGAAGGCAAAGCGGCGCCGACCGCUUCAGAGGUGACCUCAGGUUCAACCUGGCCCCUGGGGGGGCCGGAGGACAGCGGCUCAGGGCAAGCCGAGGGUCUCGGGGACAAUGAGACAUCCUCUGACUUCAGUAUUUCAGGACGCCCAGAAACAGAUCCUGAGGAGGAAGAGCCUGUUUCAGAUGCCAGUAACAGCAGCCAUGAGUUGAGGGUGGGCUCCAUGGGGGAGAGAGAGAGGAAAGCUGUGGUUCCUCUGGCCGUCAUUUCGUCUCUCACUCUGCUGGGCCUGGUGGUCCUCAUGGGCAUCUUCAUCUACUGGAGAAUGUGCUUCCAGACGGCUCACUUUUACAUUACCAGCAUGUCAUCACAGCGAGACAUCACACAGUCAACUGCUGCACUACCGUCUGAUGGAGCCAGAGCUUUUCCAGUGAAGGAGUUUGUUCAACACGUGGCUGAACUUCACAGCACUCAGGGCUUCCAGGCAGAGUUUCAGAGUUUGAAAUCCUCAGAGGUGCAGGCAUGCACCGUCAACAUGUGGAUGACCACAGACGGCUCCAACCAUCCGGAUAACAGGACUAAGAACAGAUACAACAACAUCUUGGCUUACGACCACAGCCGAGUCCAACUCUCCCCACAAGUCAACAAAGACGGGAAAUCCUCGGAUUACAUCAACGCCAACUAUGUAGACGGAUAUAAGAGGCCGCGGUCAUACAUUGCUGCUCAGGGCCCUCUCAGGUCCAGCACUGAGGACUUCUGGAGGAUGAUCUGGGAGCAGAAUGUCCACGUCAUUGUCAUGAUCACCAACCUGGUGGAAAAUGGACGGAGGAAGUGUGACCAGUACUGGCCAGAAGAAGCGGAGGAGGAGUACGGGCGCUUUCUAGUGGCAGUAAAGAGCACCAAAGUCCUGGCUUACUACACACAGAGGACCUUCAGCGUGAGGAACACCCUCAUUAAAAAGAGCUCAAAGAAAGGUUGGAACAACGAGCGAACAGUGACACAGUACCAGUACACCCAGUGGCCUGAUAUGGGGGUCCCAGAGUUGUCUCUGCCUCUUCUCAGCUUUGUUCGCAAGUCCUCCAGAGCCAAUUCAGAAGAAACGGGUCCUAUGGUGGUGCACUGCAGCGCCGGGGUCGGCAGGACGGGAACUUACAUCGUCCUGGACAGCAUGCUGAGGCAGAUGGAGGACGAAGGAGCGCUGAACGUUCUGGGCUUCCUGAAGCACAUCCGCACUCAGAGGAACCACCUGGUUCAGACUGAGGAACAGUAUAUCUUCAUCCAUGAUGCUUUGGUGGAAGCCAUCAUGUGCGGAGAGACGGAGGUGGAGGCCGCCCGCCUGCACGGCUACGUGGACGAGCUGCUGACUCCAGGGCCUUCUGGGAGGACGCGCCUCGACAAACAGUUCAGGCUGGUGUGUCACACCGAGGCCAGGAAAUCAGACUUCUCCGCCGCCCUGCAGGACAUCAACUCCACCAAGAACAGAGAUGUCUCUGUGAUUCCCGCUGAGAGGUGGCGGGUGCGUCUGUCCACGGCGGCUGGAGAGACGUCAGACUACAUCAACGCUUCAUUCGUCUCUUUUAACCCUUUCUGGUCUCUGUGUCCACAGACAGAGGAGGGGGCGGAGCCUUAUGCCUUCUAUCCCUCCGGUGAUCAAACCCUCAGCCUGAACACGUUCACCGUCACCCAGAGGAGCGAGGCGCACAUCUGUCUGUCCAACGAGGACCUGCUGGUGGUCCGGGAAUACACCCUUGCAGCAGUAAAGGAUGACUUCGUUUUGGAGGUCAAGCAUUUCCUGGCCCCCUGCUGGCCAAACCCUGACGGUCCCAUCAGUAACAGCUUUGAGCUCAUCAGCCUGAUGAACGAAGAGAGGAGCGGAAAGGACGGCCCCACUGUGGUCCAUGACGAUGUGGGCGGAGCCACAGCGGGGACGUUCUGCGCUCUGUCCUCCCUGAAGGAGCAGCUUGAUGCUGAAGGCUCAGCAGAUGUUUUCCAAGCAGCCAGACUGACGAACCUUCUGAGGCCAGGAGCGUUCAGCGAUGUCGAGCACUACCAGUUCCUCUACAAAGCCCUGCUGAGCCUCAUCGGGACGCAAGAAGCUGAGAAAACCGACAACGAAGCCGCCGCCGCCGACAGCCUGGAGUCUCUGGUUUAGAGCCACCCUGAUGCCAUCAGCUGCUCUUCCUGUUUUCCAGCUGUGACAGGAUCUCUGCAGACCGUGAUCCUCCUCCUGCUUCCAGACUCGGCGCUUUAGUUCCAGACGGGCUGAUUUGAUGAAUUCAGACUCUUUUUCUAUGGCGUGCCUUUUGUAUUCUUCCUCCUGUAGUUCAAACUUUGACACAUUUUCUACAUUAACUGUGCUGAUUUUCUACUAAACUCUUUUCUGGACGUAUUUAUUGGCGCCUCGCCUGAAGAGGGAAGCUGCAGCUGAUCUUUCCACUGAUGCUGGGAAUGCCGUUGCCACGGGAGACAAACCAGACCACGAUACGGAAAAUAAAACAAUCUAAUGUAAAUGAUAAUAUAGUAAUCACUUUGAUGGACCAAAUUUCUAUUUAUGCUUCUAGAUUUUCUAUUCUUAGUUCUUACAAAUGGUUUGAUUGUGACUGUUUAGCUGAUUAAUGUUUUUAUACUCGGUUUUGUAAAGGACUAAAUGUGCUGCAUGAGUUUACUGACAUGGUAGUUUGUUUAGUUGGUGAAACACGACUGGAUUCUCAGUUAGGGGAUUAAAAAGUGAAAAAAAAUCCUUUUGAUUCUUUAAUGACUUCCUUUAAAUACAGGAAGUGGUGAGAGGAACAGAUGGACGGAUAAUCAGUGAAAACUGGUUCAGCUUUUAAUAAAAACAUAAACUGAGCUUUUUACAGCAAACGUACCCUCUCUAACGCAGGUAGCUCUAUGUUGAUGGCCUUCCUGGAAGUGGUGUCAGAGCAUCAUGAAAUGACCUUCUGUCCUAAAACAGCUGAAAAGUUCGUUCGAUCUUUAAAGCAACGUGAUUGGGUGGUUUUCUACAGAGGAAAUGAUGUAGGAGGCGGUCCGCCACUAGAGGGGUCAAAGGUCAUCAAGUUUUUUAUUUAAAAGCAAAGAGCUGACUUCUGAAAGUAAAGGUAGCGAUUGAAGUCCUUCAAUAAAAGUAAUAAAGUACAGCUUCUAUAUUGCACUUAAGUACAAAACUAAAAUAAAGCGUUUCUCUAAAAUGAUACAAAACAACUUUAUAAAACUUUCUUCUUCUUUUUGAUGAAGUUUAUUGCAGAGUAAAGGUCAGUGUUCCCUCCUGUGUUGAAUCAUCCAUCAGUCCGUCCCUAAUAAAAAAACUCCUCUCCAGCUGGACGGAUUCUCUCUGCAAUGAUUUUCCCUCUGCUGCAGCCGUUUCAUCACGUCAUGAUCAACAGGUAGAGAAUUAACGAGCCCGUUAAAAAGAAUUACUCCGUUAUUUAAGUACAGUAAUACGUAUUUAUGUUUAUUUGAAGCCUAUUUCCUUAUAAAAGGCAAAGGAGU